Puccinia triticina is the source of this 534-nucleotide messenger RNA. RefSeq lists its product as uncharacterized. The record is from RefSeq and is a predicted model, not a curated record. The transcript is spliced from 2 exons. Bases 1 to 534 code for a protein of 177 amino acids. Lineage: Eukaryota; Fungi; Basidiomycota; Pucciniomycetes; Pucciniales; Pucciniaceae.
AUGCCACCGGUUAUGGACGUCCCCCGACGCACAUCCCGGGUCACCACCUGGCUUGGGGCCACCAAGGUGAGGUCAGCCCGCGACGCAAACAGGCCUUACCGCCAUCGGGCCGUCAUGGUCACUGGGACGGACCGGCAGGGGGACGCCCAUUCGGUUCGGCAGCCGUCCGGCGCCCUGGGAUCGCAAGCGGCCCCAUGGCGCCGAACUUCGCUAACAUCAUUGUCCGCCAUCCUCAGAACGCCAGCCUACUACAAUUCCACCCAGCUCGGCUCUAUUGCUGCAAACAACAACCUGUUCAUCACAGAAGUAGAUGCAAUGCGGCCUCCAUUCAUGAGCCUGGCAGCGCUGUGGGUUGCGGCGGUGUGCUGCUCGGGCCAAGCAGGCACGGGCGCAUUCGUCCCGCGGGACGGCUCGUCCAUGCGAGCAGAAUCCUCACUCGCUGAAGGUGUGUCCGCCUCGCUUCGCCCUGGAGCUGAGGCGCGCGGUCUCCCUUUGGUCCUCAGGUUCACCGCCCAGAGCAACAUGGUCCAUUGA